Cuscuta campestris is the source of this 649-nucleotide messenger RNA. The record is from the annotation of a GenBank genome assembly. Lineage: Eukaryota; Viridiplantae; Streptophyta; Magnoliopsida; Solanales; Convolvulaceae.
GUUACCCCUAAAACCUGCAAGAAAUUCCGUGCCCAGCUCGGAUCUGCACUCAGGAGCUUCUGAAGAAGUUGAACUUUCUUCUAGGGCUAAUCGGGCUCAUCAUCCUUGGAUAUGCUUUCUGGAAGUACAGAACCUUCAUGGACAACGGCUCAGUGAGCCCAGAUGUUCACCCUAGCCUCUGGUUCCUCUACACUUCUGCAGGCAUUGCAGUUGCUUUGUUCUGCUUGGCCUACUUGGGGCAUGCAGGUGCAGAGACUGCAAAUACAAACUGUUUGAGCUUUUAUAUGGUUGUGCUAUCUAUUCUUUUCCUUUUGGAGCUUCCUCUUGAGACAUAUACACUCUUACACCCUGAUUGGAAAGAGGGCUUUCCUGAGGACCCAACCGGGGCCAUUGAUGAGAUCAGUGAUUUUAUUGCAAAUAACGAUGGACUUUACCAAUUGGCUGUCCUGUUAGUAAUAGUUAUCCAGUCAGAGUGUGCAGCUAUGGCACUGAUACUCAAAACCAUUGUUGAGCGCAACGAGAAUAACGAUAGUGAUCCAAUUCCAAUGGGUGCCUUACACUUUCAACCUUAUUAUCGUCUUCCGUUUCGUUGAUAGCACAGUUUCGAUCUGUGGAUAUACAACAAGGGGAAUGAAGUGAAGAGCAGGUU